Molecule: messenger RNA, 894 nt
Organism: Momordica charantia (bitter melon)
Lineage: Eukaryota; Viridiplantae; Streptophyta; Magnoliopsida; Cucurbitales; Cucurbitaceae
Gene: PSAL
Product: photosystem I subunit l
Biological process (GO): photosynthesis
Cellular component (GO): chloroplast thylakoid membrane; photosystem I; photosystem I reaction center
Source: RefSeq, a predicted model, not a curated record
AUUUCCAUGGCCACCAAUGCAAAUCUAACCCCCAAAAUGAAUCUAAAAAUCUCACCUCAUUCUUCUUCUCUGCCAUUCAACUAACUGAUCCUUUCACAAGCAGCAGCCAUGGCCACUGCAACCUCUCCCAUAGCCAGCCAGCUCAGUUCCAGCUUUGCUUCUUCCAACACCAGAGCCUUAAUCUCUCCGAAAGGCCUCUCCGCUUCGCCGCUCCGACGAGUCCCUGCAAGAACACACUCCUUCACCAUCAGAGCCAUCCAAGCUGAUAAGCCCACUUACCAAGUGAUCCAACCCAUCAAUGGAGACCCAUUCAUUGGAAGCCUUGAGACUCCAGUAACCUCAAGCCCACUGAUAGCCUGGUACCUCUCAAAUCUCCCAGCCUACAGAACAGCAGUCAGCCCACUGCUGAGGGGAAUUGAAGUGGGCCUGGCCCAUGGUUUUUUUCUCGUCGGCCCAUUUGUCAAAGCUGGGCCUCUGAGGAACACCGCCUACGCCGGAGGAGCCGGCUCACUGGCCGCCGGCGGCCUCAUUGUCAUUCUCAGCAUCUGCUUGACAAUGUAUGGUGUUGCAUCCUUCAAUGAAGGAGAGCCAUCCACUGCACCAUCGUUGACCUUGACUGGCCGGAAGAAGGCCCCGGAUCAGCUCCAAACAGCCGACGGAUGGGCGAAAUUCUCCGGCGGAUUCUUCUUCGGAGGCAUCUCCGGCGUCAUCUGGGCCUACUUCCUCCUCUAUGUCUUGGACCUCCCUUACUUCGUCAAGUAGAUUUUGUAUCAUUUUCUGUUUCUGCAAUGCAACUCCCAUGUCUGUGUUAAGGAAACAUAAAAAUUGUAUAUUUUCCAUGCCAAACAUCUUUGUUAGAUCCAUUGUGAUUGCUUAUUGAUAUCCCUUUUGGAA